UCAUGGGAUUCAAGGGAAGGAUGUUCCUGGUCUGAGGGGCUUCCCAGGAGACAAAGGCCUCCUAGGCACUGCUGGUGCAGAGUCAUGUGUGACUUCCUGGUCCUGCUGGGCCUCCAGGUGUGGCUGGAGAAGAUGGAGACCAAGAGAAGAACCCCAGAGAACCCAGCCAAUCUUCUCUCCACAUGAGAGGGCUGAGGGCUCUCCUGGACCCCCUGGGCUCAUCGGUCUAUGGAACAGCCUGGAGCAGUGGGAGCAGAUUGGGAGCCCGGAGCUCAUGGACCCCAGGGAUACUUUGGAGCCAGAGUGUGCGGAGCCAAAGGCAAUAAAGGAACAAGAGGAUUCACGGACCUACAGCUCUGGUGUAUCUGUUCCCCCACAAAGACUACCUGGACCCAGUGGCACUGAUGAUCCACAAGGUCCCCUGAGAGGUGUUGGGGACCUGGGUCCUCCUGGAGAGAAGACAAAAGAGAAUAAAAUGUGGAGAAUACCAGGAUUUUGUGAGGGGGAAAUGAAGUUUUUGACCCCAAUCUCUUGGCUGCUGGAGCCAGGAGAGACAGGAUCUCCAGGAAUCCAGGGUGAGCCAGGUGUCAGGGUCUUGGUUUUCCUGGAGACCCUGGCCUCCUGUAAGAAGGUAGCUCAUGAUCAGGACAGUGUUAAGGGUGACUACGGCAAGGAUGGUGAGCCAAGACAGCCUGUGAGUGACCAAUGACCCUGCCACCUCCAUUGAGCUCCAGCCUUCAGUCCAUUACCCCUCUCUUCUGUGCCCCACUCCUGAGGGGUCCCUUGGCUGGAGGCCAACACUCACCUACCCCAAUUCCUCUCGUUCUGUGGAUCCUCUGGUUCCACUGGGGAGAAUGGACUACCUGGACCACAUGGAAAGUAGAAGACCCUGGGACCUUGGGAAGCAGUCCCUGGGAAAUGAUCAGCUAGGGAUAGUCAUGACUCAAUCAAGAGUCAUUUAGGACACAGGAAAAUACCGAAUGAGGAAACUCUCCCCAGUCCUAAACUCAUCCACAAAUUAGAAUACAUAGGUCCAGCCCAGGUGCAGUGGCUGAAGCCUGCAAUCCUCCUGCUUCCUGCUUCGGGAGACCAAGGCAAGAGGAUCUCUGGAAGUGGGGACACAGAGAAGCUCUGCUCAUGGCUGCCUCCUACCACUCCGACCACGCUGCAGUCUUGGUGGCCACCACUAACCACAGGGAGCCUGGCCAGGCACCACAAGUUGCAGCCUCCACCUCCUCCUCUAAGUCAGGCAUGGAGCAGCAGUGGAGCAGUGGCAGAAGAGGCUGGAAUGGCAGAACACACCCUCAGCGUGCAUUAUAUAUAGAGGUUACAGAAAUGAGGUCCUGGACUUGGUGUUCUGAUUGGUUGGGGGAAAACCUCUAGGCCUACUCUGAUUGGACUUUAUCUUCAGAUCCUGAUUGGUUAUCCUAAGAGUUGCUCUCAUCCAAUCUUCUUUAUAAGUGGUCAUCUUUGUAAGUUCAUGCCCAUUGGGAGUUAGUGAAGUUGUGAAUGAUUACAUUUAAAUUAUCCUGUAAUUUUAGUCUGACUUAUUAAUUCCACCUAUCUGCUUAAGCAAAUUAUUCUCUAUAAUGAUGACCUAAGCAAAUUCCUGUCCCAAGAUGGUAUCAAGGUGAUACCCCAAGUUCCUCUCCAGAAUGGUAUCUGGAUAUAUGUGGAGGGAAAUAUUUUUUCUAGGCCUGUAUUAAAUAUGGCACUAAAGCUUAGUGGCUUAAAACAAUACACUCUUAUUAUCUCACAGCUUCUGUGAAUAAGUAGUUCAGGAGAAUGUAGUUGGGUGAUUCUUGCCAAGAGUCUCAAAAGGUUGUAGUCAAUCUGUUGGUGAGAACUGUAGUUAGUUGAAGACUUGGCUGGAGUUGAAGAAUUUAUAUCAAAGGUGGCUUACUCAUGGCCAUUGGAUGGAAGCCUCAGUUUGAGAAUGGCUCUUGGCAAUAGGCCUUUUUACUUGCCACAUAGACCUCUCCAUAGGCUGACUGAAUGUCCUCCAAUGUGUCAUCUGGCUUUCUCCAGUGCAAAAGAUCCAAGAGGAGAGUAUGAAGGAACUUGUAAUGGUCUUUAUAAUUCUGUCACAGACUGUCACUUUUGCCAUAUUGUAUUGUUUGGAAGUUAGUCACUAAGUCCAGCCCACACUCAAAAGAAUGAGAAUUAACCUCCACCUUUGGAAGAGAGGCUAGUCAAAGCACUUGGGGACAUGUUUUGAAACCACAAAGGGGUAUGUCUACCAGUCUCCAAGAUGGCCCCCAGUGAUUUUCAUCAACUGUUAUUAAUACUUUUGUAUAGUCCCUUCCCACAGGAAAAAAGGGUUGAUCUGUUUAAUUAGUAUUAUUUUGUUGAAAUGAGAGAGUCUGACUUCCAAGUUUAGGUCAUAAGAAGAAUUUUGACUUCUGCCUUGUUCUCUGUUGGAUCAAUAUCCCUAGGGGAAGCUAGAUGCAAUGUCAUGAAACCAUUCAAACAGGCCCAUGGAACAAUCCAUCUAGCAAGGAACUGCUAUCUCCUAGCAAUAGCUGGCAUUAACUUACAGGCCGUAUGAGUGGGUCAUCUUAGAAUUGGAUUCUUCAGUCCAAAUCAAGUCUUCAGAUAACUGUAGCCCUGGCUGACAUCUUGAUUACAUCCUCAAGAAAGACCCUGAGCCACAAUCAGUCAGUUAAGCCACCAAGUUCUUUUUGCCAAGAACUUUUUUUUUUUACCAAGUUCUUUUUGCCACCAACUUUAUUGAGGUAUA
Molecule: messenger RNA, 2740 nt
Organism: Cercocebus atys (sooty mangabey)
Lineage: Eukaryota; Metazoa; Chordata; Mammalia; Primates; Cercopithecidae
Product: collagen alpha-2(XI) chain-like
Exons: 11
Coding region: 275-709 (144 amino acids)
Source: RefSeq, a predicted model, not a curated record